AUGUCGAGUGAUGAUAAGAACAAGCCCAGUGUCCCCAGGAAUGAGCCCAAGUACUGUGACCCCAGAUGUGAACAAAAGUGUGAGGCCAAAUGCCAGCCCAGCUGUCUAAGGAAGCUGCUGCAGCGCUACUCUGACAAGUGUUCACUGAAGUGCCCACCACCACCAAAGUGCCCCCCCUGUCCCCCGUGUCCGCCAUGCCCCCUGCAAUGUCCACCACCAUGCCCCACCAUGGUGUGUGUUGAAACCUGCCCUCCCAGGUGCCCCUGCUCAUGCCCACCCCCAGAGUGA
Molecule: messenger RNA, 288 nt
Organism: Chionomys nivalis (European snow vole)
Lineage: Eukaryota; Metazoa; Chordata; Mammalia; Rodentia; Cricetidae
Gene: Lelp1
Product: late cornified envelope like proline rich 1
Exons: 1
Coding region: 1-288 (95 amino acids)
Source: RefSeq, a predicted model, not a curated record